This is a messenger RNA of Colletotrichum siamense, 1095 nucleotides long. RefSeq lists its product as uncharacterized. Bases 1 to 1095 code for a protein of 364 amino acids. Gene Ontology annotation, molecular function: protein-macromolecule adaptor activity. Gene Ontology annotation, biological process: vesicle-mediated transport. NCBI's taxonomy places the organism in Eukaryota, Fungi, Ascomycota, Sordariomycetes, Glomerellales, Glomerellaceae. The record is from RefSeq and is a predicted model, not a curated record. The transcript has 3 exons.
AUGGCGGAAGUCUCGAAUCCGCGCCGAUUGCUGGCCGUCUCGCUGGCCGAGUCGACGCAGCAUCUCAGCAGAGUAAUCAAAGACCUCACCGGCGCCGUACCGGAACCAGCCUCAACAUCCCUGGCCGGCACGACGCAUCUCCUCGACAUCAAGACGAGCUACUACACCGCCCAGGUGCCCAUCUGGCUGGACCUGAUCACCUCGCCCGCCGAGUGGUCCGCCUCCUUCCUGUCUCCCGAGGCGAAGGAGGUCCUUUCCGUGUUGGGAGGUCUGGCAGUCAUCUUCGCCCUGCCGCCGCCUUCUUCUUCUUCCACGACAACAGCAGCAGCACCAUCAUCAUCAUCACCGCCACCAGCCGCAGCCGCAGCAGCAGCUCCCGCGCCGCCGCCCACCGCGGACGAAACCCGCGCGCUCAUAUCGGAAGUCGGCAAGGUCGUGCGCGAGGGGCUUGGCGGGUGGGCGUGGGACGGCGUCGGGCUGGGCAUCGGCGUCGGCGAGGGCGAUGCGGAGGAGUGGGAGGAGCUGUGCGCCGAGUGGGGGCUGGAGUUUGUGCAGGUGCGCGGGGGCAAGAAGGAUGACGGGCGGAACGAGUUUGGAGAAAAAAUGGGCAUCCCACGAGUUCUCGAGGCGCUGGAGUCAAACGACUGGGCCGCUGACGCCGGGCCGGACGUCGACUCGGACCUUGAGGACGUCGAGGCGGAGAUGGCGGGCCUGCCGCGCAAACCCAGACCACUCGCUGACGGGGACGACGACGAGUUCGACUUCGACCCGGAGAGUCUCGAUUUCGGGUUCGACAGGGCUGAUUUUGAGGGGCUGAAGAAGGCAAUCUGGAAUCUGGAGCUGGAGCAGCAACAAGCCGAUGACGAGGGUGAGGGCAAGGAUGGUGACAGGAAGAAGGAUAGCGAUGGUGCAAAUAAUGCGACGAAAAAGGAGGCGGACGACGAGGAGGAGCAGCUUGAUGCCGAGGAAAUUGAGAAGCUGGAGGGGAUGAUGCGCAAGUUGCAGGCUGUCAGGGAUAUGAGCGCGGGGUUGCCUGAGGAGCAGAAGAGGAAGAUGGCAAAGAAGGCUGUGAGUGAGGUGAUGAAGGAGUUGUGA